AUGGCCUCCCGCUCCUACGACUUCCUCAUCAAACUCCUCCUCAUCGGCGACUCCGGCGUGGGCAAAUCCUGCUGCCUGCUGCGCUUCAGCGAAGACUCCUUCACGCCGUCCUUCAUCACGACCAUCGGCAUCGACUUCAAGAUCCGGACUAUCGAGAUUGACGGCAAGAAGAUCAAGCUGCAGAUUUGGGAUACGGCCGGGCAGGAGCGCUUCCGCACCAUCACCACGGCGUACUAUCGCGGGGCUAUGGGGAUUUUGCUGGUAUACGACGUUACGGACGAGCGCAGUUUUGGCAACAUCCGCACCUGGUUCUCAAACGUCGAGCAACACGCGACCGCAACCGUGCACAAAAUCCUCAUCGGCAACAAGUGCGACUGGACGGAGAAGCGCGCCGUCAGCACCGAGCGCGGCCAAGCCCUCGCCGACGAGCUCGGCAUCCCCUUCCUCGAGGUCAGCGCGAAGGCGAACAUCAACGUCGAGCAGGCCUUUUACAGCCUGGCCAAGGGCAUCUGGGACGAGCACAAGCAUGAGGCGGAGGAGAAGAAUCGGGGAGGCGCGGGGGGCCAGCAGGGUCAGGGGAAUACGGUGGGGAUUGGGGGGACGGGUGGAGUGGGGGGCCAGAUCCCGAAGUGUUGUUAG
Molecule: messenger RNA, 639 nt
Organism: Coniosporium apollinis CBS 100218
Lineage: Eukaryota; Fungi; Ascomycota; Dothideomycetes
Product: GTP-binding protein ypt2
Exons: 3
Coding region: 1-639 (212 amino acids)
Biological process (GO): protein localization to plasma membrane; regulation of exocytosis; protein secretion
Cellular component (GO): endosome; plasma membrane
Molecular function (GO): GTP binding; GTPase activity
Source: RefSeq, a predicted model, not a curated record